Messenger RNA from Jatropha curcas, 2301 nucleotides. Its product is annotated as agamous-like MADS-box protein AGL62. The record is from RefSeq and is a predicted model, not a curated record. Gene Ontology annotation, molecular function: protein dimerization activity; DNA-binding transcription factor activity, RNA polymerase II-specific; RNA polymerase II cis-regulatory region sequence-specific DNA binding. Gene Ontology annotation, biological process: regulation of transcription by RNA polymerase II. NCBI's taxonomy places the organism in Eukaryota, Viridiplantae, Streptophyta, Magnoliopsida, Malpighiales, Euphorbiaceae.
AUAUGCGUAUGCUUGCAUGUGCAAUUGAUCUAGUCUCAUCAUUUGUGUUUAUAAUUUUCCUUGUAUAUGCACAUCUCUUGGACUACUAUAAUGACUAAGAGAUUCAUCCUCAAGUAUGCAUAUUAGAAUGUCAUGCCAUAUGUAUGCUGCUUUGCCGCCCUAGAGCCUGCAAUAUGUGAAGCCUAGUAGUGCACCCUUUAUUUUGUAAUCAUUCUAACAUAGUGAGACAUAACUUAUCACAUGCAGUGAGCCAAUGACUGAUGUAUGGGGGUGAAACGUUUGAGAUAAAUUAGGUUUUAGAUUUCUUUUUAAAAUUUUAUUCAUUGAUAUUAUCAUAUACUCCAUUUUUUUUAAGUGAAUACUCUUGGAAUUUUACUUAUUAUCAUGGUUUUGUUUGCUUUUUUCUUUUUCCAUGGCAUGCUUUUUGCAAGUUUUAUUGAGGAACUUGUCAUAAUAACAAUAUUUAUUACAUUUCUCAGUACUGAACUGGUAAUGGGGAGGGCACUAAUUGUCACAUUAGUUGUAGGGCCAUACUGUUAUCAUGCCAAAAGGGAGACUCUCCUAAAGUUGUAUUUGUGCACACGUUUCAGAGUAUUGUUUUUAUGUCUAUGUUAUGUGUGUAUGCAUAUAGAUAUACAUAUAUUCUGAUGUAGGUGGGUGAAUUUGUAUGUGUAUAAUUAUGUGAUACAUGGUUGAUCACUAGGACUAUUUUUUCUUCCUAAUAAAAUAUCGUGCUUAUACCAACCUGUAGAAGGAAAGUCUUCAUGGUUAAGUAACCAUAUCUACUUUCUUUAUGAAAGUUGGUUUUGGUUAACUGCAGGCUUAAGGUACUAUGGCCAAAUUUGCCCUGAGUCCCUAUAAUUAUUUUUAUUAUUUUUUUUUUAAAUUUUGUCCCCGUUAAAAGAAAAGAAACUGCUUUUGCAACAUAAUAAAAACCUGACAUCUCAGAUAUUUUUCCAUGUUUACUUGAAAAUUUUUUCAAAAUAUUGUAAUAACAUAAAAUAAUCGUUGAGGUUAUUAUUUUCUUACCAAUUCUUGAGGUUACUAUAGUUGGGUAUACGAUUUCCUUACCAAUUCUUGUGCAUGUGGUAAGAUAUCUAUCUUCAUUACAUAUAUAUUUUUUUAAAAAACAUUUUAGAGUCUAUGUGCUCAGAUUAGAAAUGUGUGGUACAUAUGACUUACAUGUUAGGAUGAGUAGAGCUAAAUGUUGGUAUGUGACCGUUAGUCAUUGAUAUAGGGUGGUCCUUGAGUCACAUGGCCAGCGUAGAAUUUUUCUAUCUUGGUAAGUUCGGUAGGCUUGUUUUGGAUUUUAACUCCCAUUCCUAUUUAAAUUAUUAAAAAGUCGAGUAAACUUUAACGCUGCCAACUAAGGAUAUUCUGUAUUUGUAAAUUUUAUUGCUAUUCGCCCGAGAGUGACGAGAUUCUCAUUAUCUUGUGCUUUGUGAUAAUAUAUGGAAGGAUUUGGAGGUGACCAAUCCAGGAAUAGAGUUGUUGUGGAUGUGAAUUGUCAACAUGGUGCUUAAGAAGACUACAACAAAGAUGACUCUGGGAGAGAAUGGUCGCCAUUCUUUUACAAAGCGUCGAUCUAGCAUUUUCAAGAAGGCCAGUGAAGUUUGUACCUUGUGUGCAGUUGAAACUGCAGUUGUUAUCUUUUCCCCUGGUAGCAAGGCCUUCUCCUUUGGUCAUCCCAGCUUUGAUGCAACUAUGAAUAGGCUUGGCAACCCAGGGGAUCCACAUUCUAGUGUUGCUAAGCAUAUGGCUGAGCAUGAGGCAAAUACUGGUGCGCUUAACAAGCAGUAUGCAGAUGUGCAUCAAGAACUAGCUGUUGAAAAAAGGCAAGGAGAGGAACUCAAAAAGUCGGGAAAGGCUCAGGGCAUGCCGUCGUUUUUUUAUAAACCCAUUGAGCAGCUCAACUUGAAUGAGGUGUUGACAAUGAAAGCUUAUUUGGAGAAAGUUAAGGCAAUUCUAGUGAAGCGACUUGUGGAACUUCAGAUUCGGAAUUUUGGUCUAUCUGCAAAUUCUGCUGCAGCCUAUGGUCCUAUUGUUUUUAACCCAAAAGGAAUUGGUGCUCCUCCUCGUGAAUUGCGCUUCCUCUAAUGAUUGAAUUCUGAGUUUGAAUAAGAGUGAUGGGGAGAAUUUGGUUUAGUUAUCUUGCUAUUUGUGUUAUUAUAUGAGUGAUUUCUAGUAAUUCUCUCUUUUCACUGCUUUGAUCGGAUGGAAAUGUAUCAUUGGGCAUUUAUAAAUGUUCAUUUAAAAUAAAUAAUUUCCAUAUUAAUAAAGAGCUUGAGGAUUUUGGUGGUA